Messenger RNA from Aureobasidium subglaciale EXF-2481, 1222 nucleotides. RefSeq lists its product as uncharacterized. NCBI's taxonomy places the organism in Eukaryota, Fungi, Ascomycota, Dothideomycetes, Dothideales, Saccotheciaceae. The coding region runs from base 1 to 876 and encodes 291 amino acids. The transcript has 2 exons. The record is from RefSeq and is a predicted model, not a curated record.
AUGGAAGAAGUCGGCGGUUUCACCUACGAAGAAUGGUGCAAGAGACGCGAGUGUGUCCCCGUUGCUACCGAGACCAUCGCUCCCAAGUCGUCUAUCUCGAACCGCACUGUUCACGCUCAGAGUCAGAUCGCAAGCGAAGUGUCUGACCAGGACAACGCUUAUCGUUAUGUUGCGAUGAGGGAGCCCGGUCCCCAAGACGCUGUCCCCGUGGCCUACGCCCUCUAUCCUCAGCCCGGUUACACUUACAUGUACCCACCUCAGCCAUUCGCAGCCAUGGCCGCUCCUCCUGUCCCUGCUCCCAAGUCAGCUCCCAAGCCUGUCGCAUCUGUUCCCGCUUCUUCGUCGCACUCCAAGCAGGAAGAGGAGCACUACCGUCACUACACUCGUGAGAGCGUGCGCGAGAAGUCUGUCCGCGCCGCUUCCGAGCCUCCAACCAUCGAGAAGGCUGCCCCGCCUCCACCCGCUCCCCAGGCCGGCAUGGCUACCAUGACCUACGGCGCCUACCCUUUCGGCAUGCCCGCCGCCGCAGUCCCAGUCGCAUACGCCAUGCCUAACUACCCAGUCCCCGUCCACGCCGAGACUACCGGCACCGCCUCGCCCAAGCCACCUCCAAACCGCGUCUGGGUCGGCCGCACCAAGAAGCAAGUAGACGAAGACAACGCCAAGAUUGCUCACAAGGAGGGCGUGUACAAGCCCAAUAAGAUGGUCCCCAAGGCUGCCUCUCCUGACCAGCUGUUUUGGGUUAUCGAGCCUGACAACAGUAACACGCUGCGCAACUUCCGCACCAUCGAGGAGGAUCUUCAGCCUGGAAAGUGGAAGGUCGAUCCUAGAUAUGGCAACGCAUACUUUGUGCGCGACAAGAAGGAGAAGGCUUGAUGCUGUAUCUUCUGCUCUUACUUAAGCGCCGAACAGUAGACUCGUGGUCUUUGUCGUGGCAUGAUCUUCUCUUUCGUGAGAGCUGGAGAACGAGGGGAAUGACGAGAGGAGAGACAUACCGCAACGGACAGUGGGCUUGCUAAGGGAGGAUCCAGCGUUGCUUCAUCUUCAUUUUAUGCCGAGCGAGGCUUCCCGUUUUCUACUUCCUUUCUUUCUUUCUUUGCUGCCCUUUUUUGCUUGAAAACACACACACGGCAGCGUUCGCAUGUAACAACACAGACUAAGUUGGACGCUCAGCAGCUACUUGCUGCAUUGCUAUUACACACAAUUCAAGAUUUACCGACCG